CAAAUUUCGCAACCCCACGGACGCGUGCCGAGUUUUCCGCGAUCCCGCGGCAUUGGGGUCAAUGUCGCGAAAACGCGUGGUAAACUUUGCCUUCGAUCGGCAAUUUUUCUGAUAAGCAGAUGCGUUCGCCGCUGUUAAAGGUCGCUCGGUCACGAGGUUGCGACAAACGGAGGAGAUAGAUGAAACGCGCUGGGAUCUCGCGAGUUUCUAUGUUGGAAAUUAUCAACGAAUUACCUAGAUUUUACCAGCCGCAUUUUUCUACCAUGAAAACCGGCGAGACGCGAACGAUCGACAAAUUGGACUGCGUUGACCCUUCGUUAAGAAGGAAACGUUAGGAAGCGAAGCGGGGAACGCGGCGAGUCGAGGCGUGGCGAUGCAUAAACUGUCGCACUCGACGGACUCGUGAAACGUGUUUGCGCAGUCACGUUGGCAACAGCAGCAGGGAAUAACUUCCAUUGGACGGUAGUCGGGUUGCGUCGCGUUCAGUUGCCUUCUACCGCCUCGAGUUUGCGCAAACCUACUCGAACGCAAUCAACUGCGAAUAAUCUCGAAUCGAAAGAAAUAAUCAUUGUUAAUAAUUAUCCAGUAAUCGCGUACCUGGCCAUUUCUUUGCGGAAGGAAGGGCUUUGCACGGACCCGGAAGAAUCGCCGGACAACGGCAGCGUCGUUUCGUUCGAUCAUCGGCGCAGGUCAGUCGCCGCGACGCGUCGCUCUUCAGGGUACACUCCUGUUUGUCAGAGUCUCAGGCAAACCUGGUGCGCGGUUUGAGCAAACUCUUAGGCACGGGUUUUCAAGUGCAAACGUGCACGCGACCGGCGUCUGGCGACCAACGAUCGCCCGUUUGAGAAGCGGCUGAAGGAUUGGCGAACUGCUGGCCCCCUCAGUCGGUCGUCGAGAGUCGAGAGCGAAACCAUUCGCGUUCUCUCGCGUUUGCCGCUCGGCCGUUCGCGUUGCUUCAGCAAACUCGAUCCAACUUGAGGACUUCGAGGGAAAACGAGUGCGUCGAAUCGGAGUAACGAUGUCGACGUCGGCGGACCUGGUCGGCUACACGCACGACUUCCUAGCGGAGUUCAUACAGCUGUACCGAAGCUAUCCCUGCUUGUGGCAGAUCAGGUACAAGGGAUACAAGGACAGAUUGCUGAGAAACCGUGCAUACGAUGCCCUUGUUCAAAAACUGAGAGAGGUGAAUCCGGUCGCGAACAGAGAGACCGUGAUACGAAAGAUCAACACUCUGAGGACCGCGUUCAGGAGAGAGUACAAGAAGGUGAGGGCAUCGCAGAGAGUGGUAAAGAAUCCUCGACGACGUUACAGAUCCUCGUUAUGGUACUACGACAUAUUAAAGUUCGUCGCGGAACAGAACGAAGCGAGCCCGUUCGACGAGGAGGGGGAUAUUACGAACGCCUCGGCAUCGAUGGAUCUCUGUCAAGAGGAGAUGUCCGUCCAAACCGACGUAGACAAGAUCGAACCACCGUCGCCCGUACCGACACCGGAAGCCAGCCCGCUCCCAACGUUCCAACCGGUGAUCCUGGAAACCGAGGGUUCCUACUCGAGAAGGAUCUCCUCUUCGACGAUCGAGCCGUGUCGAAGGAAAUAUCAGCACGAAAGUUAUCAGGAUCGUCAAACGAAGGAACAGAGCAGAGAACUUUCCCCGAGACCGUUCGCUACCUGCAUGACGGACGAUGAUUUCGAAACGUUCGGUCGUUACGUGGCAAGUAAAUUGAGGAAAUCGAUGCCACGGCAGUGCAUUAUCGCCGAGAAGAUAAUCGCCGACGUUCUUUUACGGGCGAAUCUUGGCACCUUGGAAGAAACCACUUGUCUUACGGAGAAAGUACCCUCACGUUGCUUCUUGGUUAUGGGCGAUCGUUAAUCCAGCCGAUAAAUCACGAUUCCUCGUGUAUUUUACCCCGUUUAAAACGAUAUCCAAAAUUCCGCGAUCCUUCGUCGCUAUGCUUUUAAUUUGGAAUCCAAGAAUUCCUAGAUAAAUUGGAGAACUAUCGGGAGGGAAAUUUUAUUCCACGAUCCGUUCCGAUCGCGUUAACCGUCUGAAACUUUUGCCAUAAAGGUUUCAACUUAAUCGCUCGACCCUUAUCACGUCUAAACGAGUUGCGCACGAGUUAGGUGCUCGUUCCUUUCAAUUUCUUUAAACUUUUCGGCUGAAAAGUUUCAGCCAUAUUUUUCGCCCCGUUCGCAACACGUUUGUGAUAAGCGUCGGUUACGAUGAUGAUAGUUAAUGUUUAUUGGAAAAAUUUGCAACACAGUGUCUCCUAUAUUUUAGCAGCGAGAUUGACGCGAAGACGAGGUGGCCGAGUGGUUAAGGCGUUGGACUGCUAAUCCAAUGUGCUCUGCACGCGUGGGUUCGAAUCCCAUCCUCGUCGAUAAAAGAAAAUCUUUUUUGCCUGUCUUCGAGAGUGAAAUAUAUUUAAUCGAUUCUUUUUUUCUUUUACAAUCAUGUUACUUGGAAUGGAAUUCAUGAAUCCGAUUGUAAAUAAUUAAUAGUCAGUUAAAAUGCAUUACAG
Messenger RNA from Osmia bicornis bicornis, 2516 nucleotides. RefSeq lists its product as uncharacterized. NCBI's taxonomy places the organism in Eukaryota, Metazoa, Arthropoda, Insecta, Hymenoptera, Megachilidae. Bases 1019 to 1867 code for a protein of 282 amino acids. The transcript has 2 exons. The record is from RefSeq and is a predicted model, not a curated record.